Rhipicephalus sanguineus (brown dog tick) is the source of this 2099-nucleotide messenger RNA. RefSeq lists its product as uncharacterized. The record is from RefSeq and is a predicted model, not a curated record. The transcript has 3 exons. NCBI's taxonomy places the organism in Eukaryota, Metazoa, Arthropoda, Arachnida, Ixodida, Ixodidae. Bases 229 to 1266 code for a protein of 345 amino acids.
AACUGCCGCACUUCACACGCGGGCGCUGCUGUGCCGUCGGUUGUGUCACCAUCAUAUCGCGCAUAUCGUCAAGUGGAAAGCGGACGUCGCGUUCCAGCACGCUUACCUCGUCGACGCGGGCGGGUGUCUCGUUCGGUGUCCGCGGUGUAACGUGCAGAAACUGUAUAUCUUAUACAGUGUCGGCGGCUCGAUCAUUUCGACCUGUACCGACGACGGAACGAAGACGCGAUGCCCGGCUCCAUCGUUACCGGCGGAGAUGCCUCCGCGGCGCCAUUCGGAGAGCACGUCGAGGUCGCGCAGGGCGACCGCAUCAGGCCUCGCGCCACGUACCGCGGCCGAAGGUUCCGGCUCAUGAGCGUCGACGCCAGCCGCUAUCGCUGGCGCUGCUCCGUGUCCACCUGCCCGUCAAAACUCAUGACCGACAAGUUCGGCGAGAGACACGUGCUGUACAGCUUCAAGGAUCACGACGAGAAGGAGCACCGCGCUGUCGAAGAGAGGAGGCGCUCAAAUAAGGCAUUCAGAAGCGAGGCAGUGGAGAAGAUCGGCGAAUUCAUGUACGUGUUGGAGAGAACUAUGAUAGACCUCAAGUGCUGGCGCUGUCAGUACGUGAGCUGCUCCGGACGGUGCCGCACAAGCCUAGACGGCAAGACGCUUCUACACGGGCCAACACCACACACGUGCCAGGCUCUUACUCCACAGAAAGAGCAGCAUGCCAGGCCGCUGCACGACGAACCUGUUUUGACUGAACACACACCUGCAGGUCCAAGCCAAAGUGUGACAAGUACUAGCACCGAUGCCAGCGUGCAACAAAGGCAACAGCCGCAGCAUAUGGAUGUGGCGGAUAACAAGGAAGAAAGCCGUGGCAGCCAAGGACGGAGCAGCGUACCAGCACAAUCUCCUCGAGAGACAGCAUUGAAGAUUGACUCAUCUGAGAGCGAUGCCGACGAUGACGAUAUGAACGAUGAAGAAAGCUCGAAAAUAGGUGGCGAUGAACACGAAGGGCAGGAGGAACGUUCGCGCUCCAUGGGCGGUGGUCGGAGCAACGCAGCUGGCAUUGGAAGCAUCGCGAGCGCCGCGGAAGUGCUGAGAAUGAUGUCCGGCUCGUGCGAGUGCGCCCAGGACAAGCUCCGAGCAGCGAUAUAUGCGCGGGCUCUCGACCUUCAAGUGAAGGAAGAAAAGUUGCUGGAGGUACAGAUGCGCAACGAAGUCGCGAGAGGCAGGUUGCUCGAUAGUCUGAUGAAGAAUGGACCCUCCGCGCCAGUGUGAUCAUAGCGCAGGCCUGUGGGGAGCGCGCAUUCCGUCGAAUGACGCGAAGCUGCAUCUUCAUUCCGAGCAAUGGAAUACAUAUUUCGCCAACUCUGAUUUCAUUGUACAUUGCUGCACUACAUAAAAGGACGCUAAAGUGAAAGAAUAAAGCUGCUUAGACUGAAAAAAUAUUCGUUGAGAACUCACUUGGUUAAUUUCUACGUGAUAUGUCCAAUAUUAAGGAUGAGAGCAAAGGCCAACGUUUAGUUUUUAACUUUCCCGCUGGAAUGCCACGUACGCCUGUGUCUUUAGAAAAAAACACACCAAGGAGGUGGGGGUCCCCACUUUUUUGUUUUGUUUUGGGCGACAUUUUCAUAUAUAUCAGCUGGCAAAAUGUCUCUAUAGAAAGGAAUCGACCUUCGUUUCGCAAAAAAAUAUCAUUGAAAGAAUAUCUCGUACUUCUGAAUGAAUCUCUAGUGAGAGCAUAGGCUUUUUGCUAGUGCUCACCUUAGCGUUAGCUAUAGGGAUUGUACGUUUUUAACGGCGGAGCAUUUUAACGGCGCCCUGUCGUCGUCUCAUGUCUCGCUUUGACGUCACGCAGGUCCCCCGUUUGAUACACAUAAGCCGAGAAGGCUGCGCGUUUGGAACGCCAGCGCUUGCUUGCCCGUUAACGCCAGCGUCGCUGAAGGGCUAAUUCUUCUGUCCGAGCCAGCGAAGCGACAGCGAAACACCAGCGUCGGGAGUCAGACACUGAUCUACGGAAAAGAGAAGCGGAGGCGUAACGGCAGCGCCGGUAGUUAGACGCACCGCGAUCGGAGCAGUGAACAAUAGAAAAACGAUAGAAAGGAGGCCAU